Messenger RNA from Prorocentrum cordatum, 531 nucleotides. The record is from the annotation of a GenBank genome assembly. NCBI's taxonomy places the organism in Eukaryota, Dinophyceae, Prorocentrales, Prorocentraceae.
AUGCUGUUCGCGCUCGACGCCGUCCGCGUCGAGCGCUUGGCUACGCCGUCUUCCACGACCGCGCAGGAAGUGGCUUCGGAGGAGCAGGAUCCCGAGUGGGAGUGCGUCUUCUACGACUGGCAGCAGGGGGGCAAGUGUCCCGACGGGGUGAUCGCGGACGGGUACCAGUACCGCUUUUUCGGUGAGGACACGCCCUGCUCCCCAUGCUGGUGCUGCAAGUCUCGCGCGGACGGCGAGGCGGCGCCCGCCGCGCCUGCCGUCGCGGCGCCGAAGCAGGACGAGGAGGGCGUCGAGUGGGAGUGCGUCAACUACGACUGGGAGGCGGGGGGCGCCUGCCCCGAGGGCGUCCUCGACGGGUACGAGUACCGCUUUUUCGGCGAGGACGCGCCCUGCUCCCCCUGCUGGUGCUGCAAGUCCCGCCACUCGGACGGCGCGGAGGCCGCACGGACAGCCGACGCGAAGGCACCUCCCGCAGACGAGGGAGAAGCAGGUGCGGCAUCGACGCCAGCAGCGCCUGCGUCUGGGAAGCAG